Corythoichthys intestinalis (scribbled pipefish) is the source of this 3478-nucleotide messenger RNA. RefSeq names its product SH2 domain-containing protein 6. Bases 66 to 1172 code for a protein of 368 amino acids. The transcript is spliced from 19 exons. Gene Ontology annotation, biological process: intracellular signal transduction; cell surface receptor protein tyrosine kinase signaling pathway. Lineage: Eukaryota; Metazoa; Chordata; Actinopteri; Syngnathiformes; Syngnathidae. The record is from RefSeq and is a predicted model, not a curated record.
UGUGGGACAGCAAACAAAGACAUCCAUUUCUUCAUCUUUUGAGCCGUCUGACUUCAUCAUAAAUCAUGAAAAUGAGCUUGUUUGGCAAACUGAAGAACAUCGGCCCGCCGGCACCACCGCGAAGGACAGGCAAAACUGAAGACCUCAGGUGGAGACGACAUGCAGGUUGGAAGGACGAUGAGGAGGACGAGUGUGACAUGUAUGAAGUGCCCCCCUGUGAACGUCCAACUGUCAGCGUUCCAACAAGACAAGUGGAAGAGAAUCUCUAUAUUGAACGAACUUCCAGUGUUUCAGUCCUUACGCCUGCAUCAAGACCGACUUUUAAAACUCAGCGGUCUCAACCAAAUGCAAAGGAGUUUACCGUCAAGAAACCACCUGAGGUCGACAGGAACGAGAAACCCGACAGGAAAAAGAUGGCGACCCUUCCUGCUCGAUUUCUCACGUCUACCAUGGAGGAAGAUGUGUAUCUGGAGCCACAUGGAGAAUCGGGGGUGGAUGAAGACCUGUAUUUAGAACCAGCAGCUGCUUGCCCUCCGUCCCCCCCAGACCCAACGAGAAUGUCUUCCAAGACAUCUCCCUCGCCUUCCCUCAUAAUGAAGCCUCCAGUUCCCAGAGCAAAUUCUAGUUCCUUCCUGCAUUGCUCGACAGAAAUAAAAACAGUUCCAAACCAUGACACAAGGCCUGUCACCACUAAACUGUCUCCACUGACAGCAGGAUUUAAGUCCCCUUUGUCAACCAGUCUAAAAGAGACUAUUUUGAGACAUGCAAAUCCUCACAUGCCGGAUACUAAGAAUGCAAGGCGAACUGCCAAACAAUCAGGGAAUGAGGACAGAGAAUGGUUUGCUGGUGAUUGUAACAGAAAAUCAGCAGAGGAUCUCUUACUAGCAGUCAAUAAGGACGGCACUUUCCUCAUCCGACACAGCUCAGCCCAGAACGCCCGACAGCCUUUCACCCUCGCAGUGCUCUACCAGCAGAGAGUCUACAACAUUCCUGUCCGCUUCCUGGAAGAGAUGCAGGGCUUUGCACUGGGAAAGGAAGGCAAGAAAAGUGAAGAGGUUUUCAACAGCUUGGAUGAGAUGGUGAUGCACCACAAGAACCAUCAGCUCUAUCUGAUUGACAGCAAGAGCCAGGCCAAGCAUGCCGUUUACUUAUCUGAUGCCGCACGCUGUUAAUGUCACAUUACGCUUCACAGAAUUGCCUAUCAUCUUAAAUAUAUUGAAAUAUGGUGGGAAAACAAGUAUGGAUAAAUGAACAUUUGGACCUCAUCAACAGGCUGGCGUACUCACAAAAUAAACAGAUUGAAUCCAGAAUUAUGAUCUUCUAAACUGGGAUUCUUUUUCAAAUUUAACUCAAAUAAACACCUAGCUGUCCACUGUAGUGACCAUUGACCCUGAAAGGGUUUUAAAAGAGGUCCGGAAGGAAGACCGUAAAUAAACACACAAGCAGAUAAAUCAGAUGGUGGCACAGCAUCAUUAAAUUAUCCAGUCACACCCAGUAACAGCAAACAGGCUGCUGCCAUGUUAUGCCGCCUUGAGAGGAAUAUAACAACGUACUGUACUGUCUUGUUAAGUGAACCACUUGCUGCAGGAUCUAGUAUAUAUUAAUAAUGAAGAUUGAAUGGCUUCCUAGAGAUGCUGCAAUUUGGCAACAGUGUGUGCGCAUUCUUCUGGAAUUAAAGGAGCUCAAAGACAUCAUGGGAUCACCAUUAAAACGGCUAUGUGUCAUAGACUCUCAUGAGGAUGUGUUAUAAUCAGCAUGAAUAUUUGACUACAUUUCUGAGGAUGGAUGUCUCAUUUGCAUGAGAAAGAACCACACCCCAAAACUGAGUGGUGUAUUAUUACAGUUGUAUUCAUUUUUGAUGCAUUCAUUUUUAACAACAAAAGUAAUUAAUUUUUUAAAAUACUAAUUAAUUUUGAAAGCAACCGAGACAGCAUAAUGCAGUUUCAAGUGGCUCUGCUGAAAGUUAUACUCUGUGCGAGAAAGGAGUUAUGUAAACUUUAAAGUAGGGCUGUCAAACGAUUAAAUUUUUUAAUCGAGUUAAUCACAGCUUAAAAAUGAAUUCAUUGUAAUUAAUCGCAAUUCAAACCAUCUAUAAAAUAUGCCAUAUUUUUCUGUAAAUUAUUGUUGGAAUGGAAAGAUAAGACACAAGACGGAUAUAUACAUUCAACAUACUGUACAGAAGUACUGUAUUUGUUUAUUAUAACAAUAAAUCAACAAGAUGGCACUAACAUUAACAUUCUGUUAAAGCGAUCCAUGGAUAGGAAGACUUGUAGUUCUUAAAAGAUAAAUGUUAGUACAAGUUAUAGAAAUUUUAUAUUAAACCUCUCUUAAUGUUUUCGUUUUAAUAUAAUUUGUAAAAUUUUCAAUCAAAAAAUAAACAAGUAGUUCGGCAUUGUUGAUGUCAAUAAUUACACAAUGCUCAUGGUGCAUAAAAUCAGUCGCACCAAAGCGCCAGCAGAGGAAGACAAAAAACACAAGUAACAAGUGGACAUGACACUGCUGUCAUUUUAAUCUGUUUGAGCGGGGCAUGUGCGUUAAUUGCGUCAAAUAUUUUAACGUGAUUAAUUUAAAAAAUUAAUUACUGCCCGUUAACGCGAUAAUUUUGACAGCCCUACUUUAAAGAUAGAAGCAAGUCAACUAAAAAGAAAAAGACACAAGCCAGUAGCUUAAGUUCUUGGAAAUAAAUGCAUGAAUGUUUGACAUUUUCAACACUUUUACUUGUUUAAACAGUAGCCCCUUUGAUUACAUCUGCGCUGUUUACAUCCUGUCGUUGAUUCUGACUCACUUUUAGCACCAUGUUGAAAGUGUUAUACAUUUCAGUGCACUAAUUGUAACUGAGGUAAAUAUUCUGGCUUUCAAAUGGGGUAGUAUUUACUCCCAGUUACUUUUUAAGACCAUAAAAGUUCCUUAAUGAGUUCUUGAGAUGAUUAACUUUGGCAUUGCAUAUGAAAAAAUAGCUGAAAUCAUUAUAGCCUCUUACCAUGUGAUGUGUCAUAUUUAGAUGUCUGAUAUAUGAAUAAGCAUUCACAGGUUUAAAAUAUGUCAACUCUAUCAGUCAUUUUAAGAGUUUUGAAAUUAUUUUGUUUGUGAGUUUGGAGCAAAACCAAAACAUGUGAGAGUGAUUUGCUGGAGAUUGCUUGCAAAUAUUACAUACAUCUGUCAGAAAAGUCAGGAAUUUUUAUGUCUUUUUUAAAAUAAUGGAUUCAGUGAACUACUUUGUAUGAUCCUGUGUUUGGCACAAUUCUUAACUUUUUAAAAAAAUGUUUCAUUCCAUACAUAUAGGACAAAGGUCAGAAACUUGCGGCUUAUUGACCAAUUGUGGCCCAAUCCAAUUGUAGAUUAUGUGUCGCGAUGGGCAAUAAAAAAAAAAAAAAACACACACACACGUAUACAGUGUUGUUAAUAAUGGCGUUAGAGUACACCGGCGUUAUUUUUGUCAGUAGUGAGUAAUCAAAUUAAUUACUUUUCCAAUCUUUGC